Solea senegalensis (Senegalese sole) is the source of this 2383-nucleotide messenger RNA. Its product is annotated as ly6/PLAUR domain-containing protein 1-like. Gene Ontology annotation, molecular function: acetylcholine receptor inhibitor activity. The record is from RefSeq and is a predicted model, not a curated record. The transcript is spliced from 3 exons. Gene Ontology annotation, biological process: acetylcholine receptor signaling pathway. NCBI's taxonomy places the organism in Eukaryota, Metazoa, Chordata, Actinopteri, Pleuronectiformes, Soleidae. The coding region runs from base 159 to 584 and encodes 141 amino acids.
UCACUAGGCUGAGACAGAUGUUUGUGGUGGCAGCCUGCUGCUGAUGCUGCUGCUGCUGCUGCUGAUGCUGCCGCUGCUGCUGCUGCUGCGUCCCUGCGCCUCGGAGCCGGCGAACAGCCGCCUCUCAUGUUUCUGCUCAGAGUUGCACUAAGCGCACGAUGCGGCUCCUCACCGUCUCAACUUUGCUCUUGCUCUUCUCCAGCUCAGGGCUGGCUCUGCAGAUCCAGUGUUACCAGUGUGAGGAGAUGACACACGACUGCUCCAGCCCCGAGUUCAUCGUCAACUGCACCGUGAACGUGCAGGACAUGUGUCAGAAGGAAGUCCUGGUGAAGGAAGACGGGAUACACUACCGCAAAUCCUGCGCCUCAUCCGGAGCUUGUCUCAUCGCGUCCUCUGGCUACCAACAGUUCUGCACCGGCAAGCUCAACUCGGUGUGCAUCACCUGCUGCAACACGCCGCUGUGCAACGGCCCGCGGCAGAAGAAGCGGCCGCCGCCCUCAGCUGCCAUGACACUGACCACGCCGCUUCUCCCCGUGUUCUCCCUCCACGCCCUCCUCUUCGUGCUGUCACACACCCUGUGCUGACAGUGAAGACGACGUGUCCCGCCGAAGACGUGAAUCAGAACUGCGUGAGCUGUGGCGUACAUACUUUCAAAAAAUGCACUGUAUAUUCUAAACGGCGUGCAGAUGCUUUGUACAGUGUUUGUGCUCUUACUUCUCCUGCUUUGUGUUGCUGCACGCUCUCAAAGUACAAACCUACACACACGCAGACACACAACACUGGGAAACUUCCUCUUCACGUGUCAUGUGAUCACAAGUGGAGCUGGGUCACGUUUGGCUUAUUUUCAAUUUGCUGAAAACAUCUGAGGCCCUGAAGAGGCUGAUGAAUUAAAAAGCCUCUGAUAUUUCAUGGCUGUUGAAUCGUAUUACAGUAAAAGCUGUGAAGGCCUUCAUCAUCGGGAUAAACAUACAAAAAGCCCUUUUAAACCCAGUGGUCAUGUGAUCAGAAAUGCAGUCACAUGAUCUCUGCAGACAGAUUCAAUAGCCAUGAAAUAUUGAAGGUUUUUUUCUCUUUAGCUGAGGUUAAAGAAUGUUUACCAUACCAUGUACAGUCAGUAGCACUCCCAGCUUGUUGUUUUUUGAAUUUCAAUGUAUGCUUAUGGUGAAAGCUUGUUUCGUUGUUACCAUGGUAACCACACACUAACCUCCGGCCAGCUCUUCACAGUGAUGCUCAUUCUGUGCCUAAACCAUGCGUACAAACAUUUUAAUGCACAACCGUGGGACUUAUCGAUUGUUCUUACCUAACUUUUAAUGAAAAUUCAACACUGCAUGUUCUUCCCGUGUGUGCGUGGGUUUCCUCCUGGUUCUCCGGGUUCCUCCCACAGUCCAAAAACAUGCAUUGGACACCCUAUGUCAGCGGGGAUUGGCACCAGCCACUCUGUGACCCUCAUGUGGAGGAUAAAACGGUAGACGAUAAAAGAAUGAAGUGACAAAAUGUAUUAAAUAACCAUGGAAUUGCUUCCCUUUCAUCCUUUCAUCAUUUAUUGUCAUAAUUAAACUGUAAUCACUAUAAGUUGAAGGAGGUUUUAAAUGUACUCUUAUUUCCGAGGAGUGCAGGAGAUGGAUGGUGUCAGUGUGUCGGCUGAAACAAUCUGGAGACUAUGUUUUGGUUUAAAUCUGACAAGAAGACAGUUACAAAUCAUGUCCAACAGGUGAGUAAGACUUACAUUUGUCAUUUCUGUCGCUCUGAUCGGAGUAUGAAUCAGGGUUUAAGGUGAGGAGGCAGGACAGUGCCAUAGAUCACACAGACCCGAGCUGUUUAUCAGACAUCAGGCGGCUCAUCCACGUGCUUUUUAGUUAUUAAUACUGCAAAUGUCAAACAGGAAGACAUACUGUCGGUGGAAUAAGUUAAGUCCAGAUUCAUCGCUCAUCCUCUGAACCCUUAGGGAAAUGAUCUCCAGACGACAUCACUCCAUGAUUUAUUCUAUACGAACACAUAUUUAUGAACUGAAUGAGACAUAAUGACAUGUAUAACAAUGAUAUUGUUUAAUGAUACUGGGUAAAAGGGGUGUUGGAUAAAGAAACAUGUAUAUACCAUGCAUGUGCUGUGCAUAAAGCAUGCUGAAAUAUACUGUUUUACACUAUUCUCCACAUAUACAACUGAAAUGACCCGUAUACACUGAGACGGAGCGACGGUAAUGAAGUAAGUGAUUGAGUGAAGACACAUGGAGAGGGUGGCCGAGUGUGACUGACUGACUGACUCCAAGGAACGGCAACAAUUAAUUGACUAUUAAUCAAGCUCUACAUUAAUCUUUAACUAUGUUUUUGGUAAUUGUUUUGAGUGGGUUGAUUUAAUUAAAUAAUAAACAAAAACAAACAAGUUA